AUGUCUUCCCAGUCCAAAUCCCCCGCGGCCAACCCCAAUGUCAUCUCAGACUCAAAUUACACCGGCUCUGUUGUUCGCAAGGCGUUCCUAGCUGAAGCCCUCGCCAACCUGUUCACAAUCCCCCUUAUAACCAACACGCGCUUCACCCUCUCCCUCCUGCUGAACAACCCGUCCGACAUUAAUCCCUUCUACUUGUCGAAGAACGGGGGAAGGGAUGCCGCGUUGAGUAAGAAUGUAGCUAUGGGGAGUAUCGCGUGUCUUGUGCCCCCGUUGAUGUGGCGGUUGUAUGUUCUUUUGGUGAAGCCAGAGUUGCUGGGACGGUAUAAUGAGGAGAAGAGCGGCGCCGAUGGUACUAGUCGAGGAAAGUAUGGCACUAUCACUUCACAAGACUAG
Cucurbitaria berberidis CBS 394.84 is the source of this 393-nucleotide messenger RNA. RefSeq lists its product as uncharacterized. The transcript has 3 exons. The record is from RefSeq and is a predicted model, not a curated record. Bases 1 to 393 code for a protein of 130 amino acids. Lineage: Eukaryota; Fungi; Ascomycota; Dothideomycetes; Pleosporales; Cucurbitariaceae.